UGAAAUAGUUUCCUCUUUUCCCUCUCCCCGACAACUCUCAAAGGCACCAAGAGUUCAUAGUUGUUAGUGCUUUCGCUUCGUUUCGUUUAACUCAACUUGCAAAUGGAAAGAACAACAAGUGUGCCCCUUCAGCCUCCGACUUUUGGAAAUUUGAUCACUAUUUUAAGCAUCGACGGUGGUGGGAUAAGAGGGCUUAUCCCCGGAACCAUUCUUAAUUUUCUGGAGUGUGAGCUUCAGAAACUAGACGGCGAAGAUGCAAGAAUUGCGGACUACUUUGAUGUUAUUUCUGGAACAAGCACUGGCGGCCUCGUUACGGCCAUGCUAGCCACUCCCAAUGAAAAAAACCGCCCUGUAUUCGCUGCAAAAGACAUCAAAGACUUCUACCUCGAGCACUGCCCUAAAAUCUUCCCCCAAGACAGUUGCCCUUUCAAACCGGUUACGAAGAUGAUCAAAGCCGUGGCGGGACCCAAAUAUGAUGGAAAAUACCUUCACAAUGUCGUGAGGGAGGAGCUUGGAGACAAAAGAUUGCACCAAACAUUGACAAACGUUGUGAUACCGACGUUCGACAUUAACCUUCAGCCAACUAUUUUCUCUAGCUACCAGGUGAAGAAAGAUCGGAGCGUGGAUGCCUUGCUCUCGGACAUAUGCAUUUCCACCUCAGCCGCACCAACUUAUCUCCCGGCUCAUAAGUUUGAAACCAAGGACCCCACAGGCAAAGUGAGAGAAUUCAACCUCAUCGAUGGUGGCGUAGCGGCAAAUAAUCCGACAUUGGUCGCGAUGGGAGAGGUGACCAAGACAAUCAUGGGAGGAAGUUCAGACUUCUUCCCUAUAAAGCCAAUGGAUUACCGGAGGUUCUUGGUGAUCUCCCUCGGGACCGGUACUGGCAAGGUUGAGGGGAAAUACACGGCACAUGAAGCAGCUAAGUGGGGAGUGCUUGGUUGGUUGACCAGCGGUGGUACGCCACUGAUCGACGUCUUCACUCAAGCCAGCGCGGACAUGGUCGACUACCACCUCUGCGCCGUGUUUCAAGCCCUACAACUCCACGACAAUUAUCUUAGGAUCCAGGAUGAUACAUUGAGUGGUGUUUUAUCAUCCGUGGAUGUGGCCACAAAAAAGAACCUGACCGAUUUGGUCAAAACUGGUGAGGCGUUGUUGAAGAAGCCGGUCUCUAGGGUUAAUUUGGAGACCGGAGUGGGCGAGCCCACGACCAAUCAAGAGACCAACGAAGAGGCUUUGAUAAGGUUUGCUAAACUACUCUCCCAAGAGAGACAGCUUCGCCAUGCGAAGUUGCCUCAAGGACUUGCCAAUACACCGAAGUGAUUAUAGUCGAGGGCUAGCGAUUUUUUCGUAUAUGUUUGCUGGAUCUGUGAUAUGAAGAUCGGAAGCGUUUGGCCUUUGUCUUUUCGUUUUUUAAUUUCCUUGUGAUUAUUUUAUUCUCGAAUAAACCCUUUGGGCCUAGUGCUAAGAUAGACUUUUUGUUUUCUCAAUAAAAUCUUUGGGAGGCUAGGGCUAAGAUUUGUAUUUUGCAGUCCUUGUAAGAUAAUUUUCUAUGGAAUAAAAUUAUCAUUACCGUCA
Molecule: messenger RNA, 1575 nt
Organism: Eucalyptus grandis
Lineage: Eukaryota; Viridiplantae; Streptophyta; Magnoliopsida; Myrtales; Myrtaceae
Product: patatin-like protein 2
Biological process (GO): lipid metabolic process
Molecular function (GO): monoacylglycerol lipase activity; glycerophospholipase activity
Source: RefSeq, a predicted model, not a curated record